Lasiodiplodia theobromae is the source of this 924-nucleotide messenger RNA. RefSeq lists its product as uncharacterized. NCBI's taxonomy places the organism in Eukaryota, Fungi, Ascomycota, Dothideomycetes, Botryosphaeriales, Botryosphaeriaceae. The coding region runs from base 1 to 924 and encodes 307 amino acids. The transcript has 3 exons. The record is from RefSeq and is a predicted model, not a curated record.
AUGGAUACACAGGGCUGCACAGUCGAGCUCGGCUCAACUAACAACAACAACUACCUCGGGUCGGCUGCCAUUUUCGGCAUCCACAAGUCCACGAUUCUCUUCACCACUACAACCAGCCGCAUCACACCACCCACCAUUUCCAUACUCCCACACCCCGGGACAACAAACACUCCACGGCGCACCACCACCUCCUCCUCCUCCGGCACCAUCCGCCUCCCAGCCUUCUCCACCGGCAGCCUCGACACCAGCAACAACGACAACAACAACAACAACAACAACAACAACAACAACCGCUCCCUUGUCCUCCUCCUUCUCCUCCUCCUCAUCCUCGACCUCCUCUCCACCAACAUGCACGCACACGCCUACGCCCCCGCCCUCCCGGUCUCCCCACCCGUCGUCGUCGUCGUUGUCGCAAGCAGCCUCACCGCCGCCCUCGCCCACCGCGACCGCCGCGCGCAGCACCAGCAAGCCCUCGAAGCGCGCGUGGUCGAACUGCAGGCCCUCGAGCGGGCGCUGCGCGAGGAGAACGGCGGGUUGCGCUGGGAGCUGCUGCAGGUGAACAACAUACUGGCGGUGGAGAGGGCGGCACGGAAGCAGCGGGAUUGCGAGGAUCAGAGGAGGAGGGAGGAGGAGGUGGUGGUGGUGGGGAGGGUUGGUGGUGGAGGAGGGGUAGGGGCAGGAGCAGGAGGAAGAGGACCAGGAGGAGGAGGGGGGGAAGAGAGCGGGUGGGGGUGGAAGGGCGUUGUGGAGGUGUGGGAUAGGGUGUUGAGGCAUCCGGUGGUGGAGAGUGGUGGGGUGAGUGUGGCGGAUGUGGUGGAGGAGUUGAGGGGCGGAAAGGGAGCUGAGGGGCGGAGGCUGUUGGUUGAUGAGAAGAGGAUUGAUGAGGUUGUGGAGAAGUGUCGCCGUCGUGGUGACUUGUAUUGA